GCUGUUCUCCAUCAACACAACCGCGAGAACACUUUAAUAAGUGCGAAAAAAAGACACUAGACUGCACGGUGCUAAAAGAGUGGACUCCUUUUUUAGUAUAGGACUUCAUCAUGUCAACGCCAGACAAACAUGCGUAUGCCGCAGCGGCAACAACCAAAUACCCUAAUUAUGUCAAUGACAGAGAUAUCUGCCGACAUUUUAUUGAAGAAUUUAGGGACUCUACUGGGCAGAUCAAGUAUAUGCUGAAGGCCAACGAAGUAGCGCAGCGGCAGUCCAAAGUUUUCUCAGUUUUUCUCGAUGACGUGGCUAGCUUUGGCCAGCUCCACUUAGCACAAAGGAUUCAAAUGAACGUUGUCGGAUAUAUGGAUGAAUUGUACAAAGUCGUUGAUUCUCUUAUUCCUCCGACAAGUUUCGUUGUGGACAUGGUCGAUCAACUGGUGAUGGAAGCGCGCGUCUCCGGGCAGGAACUUCCUGCACUGCUGACCCGACGGUACGAGUUGAGAAUCGUUCCAUUAAGCGCAAACUCGACUCCAAUCUCUCUACGCGAUCUGAAAGGUGGAACUAUCGGCACUCUCAGUGUCCUGCGAGGAAUUUGCAUUGCGGCAACCGCCGUGCGGCCUAAGCUUUCUAUGCUUGUCUCGGUCUGUGAAGUGUGUGCGGAAACAACUUUUCAGCAAGUCAUUGGUGAUAGGCUGACUCCGCUACAAGUUUGUCAAUCGCAGCGUUGCAAAUUCAACAACGCUGUGGGGCGUCUUCUACCGCAAUACAAGGCAAGUAAAUUUGUCAAAUUUCAGGAAUUGCGCGUGCAAGAACUUCCAGAGGAUGUCCCACGUGGUGCAAUUCCUCGCACUAUUCGCGUUGUGUGUGAAGGAGAGCAAACGCGAGUUGCGGCCCCUGGCCAAGUUGUUCGAAUCACUGGGACGUACUGCCCUGACCCCUCCACCGGGCAAGGCCAUGAGGCGUUUCGAGCGUCGACAAUGGUGAAGACGCUUUACAAGGCAAUUAAUGUGGAGCUAGAGAAGCGCAGCUACCAAGAAGCGGCAGAGGAUAUGCGUGCGCAAGUGGAGGACAUUCGUGACUAUCCGGACCGAGAUGCUGUGAUUGAAAAGCUGACUCGAAGCAUCGCACCAGAGAUUUGGGGCAUGGAGGACGUUAAGAAAGCGUUGUUGUGCCAGCUUGUGGGCGGAAGCUCGAUAACGAACGGCAUUCGGAUUCGCAGCGACAUAAACAUUCUCUUCAUGGGCGACCCCGGAGUGGCAAAAAGUCAGCUUCUGAAGUGGAUUGCCUCUGUGGCGCCGCGCUCUGUGUUUACAACAGGGAAAGGUAGUUCUGGGGUUGGCCUCACUGCCGCCGUCACGCGGGACACCCACACUGGCGAAGUGAUGCUGGAAGGCGGCGCGCUGGUUUUGUCAGACAAAGGUGUUUGCUGCAUCGACGAGUUUGACAAGAUGGACGACUCUGAUCGAACGGCGCUACAUGAGGUGAUGGAGCAGCAGAUGGUCUCGAUUGCCAAAGCUGGCAUCAUUACUUCCUUGAAUGCGCGAACUUCCAUCCUCGCUGCCUCCAAUCCAAAAUUCGGCCGUUGGAGGCGCAACGCGACGCCAACGGAAAACGUGAAUCUUCCUCCCGCCCUCUUGUCACGUUUUGACCUCCUUUGGCUAUUGCUCGACGAGUCCAGCCGCGAGCGCGACGCUGAGCUUUCCAUGCAUGUUACCCACGUCCACCUUCACGGUGUCGCACCUGGCACGGUGACCGACGAUACUGUUCGCGGAUCAUCCACCGAGUACUUCGGGAGGGAGUUUCUGCGCGCCUACGUCGGUGAGGUGAAACGAAUUCAUCCCUUCGUCGACCCAGGCGCUGCGAAAGCCAUCAGCGACAUUUAUUGCGAGAUGCGCGCGCAGAGCGUGCGGCACAGCAACGUUGUCACUGCUCGUACACUCCUAAGCUUGAUCCGCCUGUCCCAAGCAUGCGCGAGGCUGCGCUUUUCCGAACGCGUCCUGGAGGAGGAUGUACGGGAGGCUGGCCGGCUGCUGGAUUGCAGCAAGGCUUCCCUGCAAGACCGUCCAGCCACAGAUGCACAGCGCGUGGUCACAACAUCCGAUGCAUCCAUCUUCUCGGCCAUCAGGGAUCUUGCGCGAGGACGGCCGGCUAUCGACUUGUCGGAAGUUCGCCCCGCGCUGAUGAUGAAGGGAAUCGGAGAAGCACAUUUGCAGCGAUGCCUUCAGACGUAUUCCGAGGUCGGGGUGUGGUCCGUCUCUGGUUCGAUGGUAGAGUUUGCUGACGACUGA
Leptomonas pyrrhocoris is the source of this 2288-nucleotide messenger RNA. Its product is annotated as putative Minichromosome maintenance (MCM) complex subunit. NCBI's taxonomy places the organism in Eukaryota, Euglenozoa, Kinetoplastea, Trypanosomatida, Trypanosomatidae. The transcript has a single exon. Gene Ontology annotation, biological process: double-strand break repair via break-induced replication; DNA replication initiation; DNA replication. Bases 111 to 2288 code for a protein of 725 amino acids. The record is from RefSeq and is a predicted model, not a curated record. Gene Ontology annotation, cellular component: MCM complex; nucleus. Gene Ontology annotation, molecular function: single-stranded DNA helicase activity; ATP binding; single-stranded DNA binding.